Molecule: messenger RNA, 465 nt
Organism: Striga asiatica
Lineage: Eukaryota; Viridiplantae; Streptophyta; Magnoliopsida; Lamiales; Orobanchaceae
Source: the annotation of a GenBank genome assembly
AUGAGGCUAGUGCUCGUUGACCUCGGCGAGCACCACAUGUGGAUCACCUCCACUUCGCCGUCCGCCGCCGCCGCCAUAGCCGAAGAUGCUGAGUUCGGGCCCACCGUUCCCGUCCGGGCUCAUCAUGUAGUACGUCUCCGAGUCUUUCGACCCGACCACCCUCUCGAAGUGGGCCCGCAUGUACGUCAUCUCCCCCUCUUCGGGCCCCUCCCGGGCCACGGGCAGCACCCCAGCCCCCAUGGACGCGGCCCGCAGCAUCUGCAUCACCCUGAGAUCAUCCUCGGUGGGCUCCCGCCGCACCGCGUAGCCCACCUUGCGGCCGUUGCAGUACAUGCUCCAAAUGGGCUCGUCCGCCAGCCUCACUCUCUCGUUAUGGGCCUUCUCGCACUCCAGGGCGAUGCGGACGAGGCCCAGGCCCAUAUCCUGCAGGAGCCGGCCCGUUUGGAGGGACAAUUCCAGGACUAG